Molecule: messenger RNA, 1620 nt
Organism: Schistosoma turkestanicum
Lineage: Eukaryota; Metazoa; Platyhelminthes; Trematoda; Strigeidida; Schistosomatidae
Source: the annotation of a GenBank genome assembly
AUGAAAACAAAUAAAAUUCAACGAAUUCCUUCAUUAAACUUUCAAAAAAUAUGCAUUCCAAUUAUAUUAGGACAAUUAUUAGCUGUAUUAAUUGGUUUAACUGCAAUAUGUAAUGGUGUACUAUUUGAAUAUAAAAUAAAUUUACCAUUAACUAUAAAUUUCCCACAUUAUUUUUUAUUAACUAUUUUCUAUGGAGUUCCUUAUCUUUGUUUUAAUGUAUACAAGAAAUUGUCACAUACUACUUCUACUACUACUACUACUAAUAAUAAUAAUAAUAAUAAUAAUAACAAUAAUAAUAAUAACAAUAAUAAUAAUAAUGAUAAUAAUGUAUCAUCUAAUGACACUACUUUAAACUACAAUAUCAACAAUGGCAAAACUACACUAAAUCAUCAUAAUCAUCAAUCUAUUAUUGAAAAUGAACAAAUUAUUAUUCUACCAAAUAGUAAGAAACAUUUAAUCAAAGCAUUAUUUAUUCGUUUUAGCUUUUAUUCAUUAAUUGCUAUAAUUGAUGUUCAUGCGAAUUGGUCCAUUGUAUCAGCAUAUGCAUAUACAAGUGUAACUAGUAUACAAUUAUUAGAUUGUAUCACUAUACCAACUGUUGUAUUAUCAAGUUAUUUUUUAUUAUCAUAUCGUUAUACAUGGAAUCAUUAUAUUGCAAUAAUUUUAUGUUUAUUUGGUGCUACUGGUAUGGUACUGACAGAUUAUUUUAUACAAUCAUCAAAUAACAACAAUCUUCUUGUUAUUCAUAAUGACAAUACAACUGGAACUUCAUUGAACCAAUUCAAUAAUAAUUACACUGUAAAUAAUCAAUCAUUUACUGCUGAACAAAUGAUAUUUGGUGAUUUCUUAGUUAUUAUUGGAGCUAUUUCUUAUGGACUAUCAAAUGUUUUACAACAAUAUCUGGUUCUUAAAUAUGGUAUUGUAGAAUUUCUUAGUUGUAUUAGUCUAGUAGCAUCGAUUACAAUAUUAAUUUACGCUAUUCCAAUUGAAAAACAAUCCAUCAAUAUGAUAUUGUCUAAUGUUAAUUCAAUGAACUUAACAAAAGUUAUUAGUUGUUUUAGUGGUUAUGCUUUGUCAAUGUUUCUGUUAUAUGCUUUAAUGCCAUUAGUGUUGAUGCGUUCAUCUGCUGUUCUAGUGAAUUUAUCAUUACUUACAGCUGAUAUUUAUGCUGUAGUAAUGGGUGUAUUUAUAUUUCAUUAUAAUUUUCAUUUUUUAUAUAUUUUCUGUUUUUUAAUCAUUCUACUCGGUGUCGGUCUCUUUAAUGUAGUUACUCCAGUGAUUGUUGAUAAAAAAGAACAUCAAUCAAACUGUUGCCAGUUGAAUUCAUUAAGAACAAAGUUUUCAUCAAUCUGUAAAUGAAAAUUUAAUUUAAAUUAAUCAUUUUAUUAGGUACUUGUUCAUCAAAAAAAAAGAUUCUUCUCCUCUAAUUUUUUUUUUAUGAAUCAACUCUGUUUCGGAUUAGUAAACAUGUCGAUGUGAAUUUUUGUGAUUAUGUAGCGUUAUUUCGCUUUGAUGAAAGAUUAAUUCAUUACAAUUCAUUUGUUAUCCAGCUAUGUUUGUUUUGAUCAUAUGCACAAUAUAUUAAUUAAUACAGAGAUUUAGUAAAACCACUUUGUAUUG